This is a messenger RNA of Orbicella faveolata, 2656 nucleotides long. RefSeq lists its product as uncharacterized. Gene Ontology annotation, biological process: regulation of apoptotic process. The record is from RefSeq and is a predicted model, not a curated record. Lineage: Eukaryota; Metazoa; Cnidaria; Anthozoa; Scleractinia; Merulinidae.
GGUAAUUAUACGCUAUAGGUAAGGUUAUAAUGUCUUGAAAACACUUUUCAAAGAAUGGUGAAUUGUCUUCCAAAACUACAUUGCUCUGAUGUGUUUUAGCGCUAUUAUUACAUCAUCUCAGGGCAGUUUCUUUACAAAUAGUUUACCAUCCAAGAUAUAAAUUCAUUUGCAGACGUCUGUUGGGAAACAAAGCUGGCUCCAAGGCCCAUCUUCGUCCUCGUUUAGAACCGACUGUCCACUUGAGGUCAAGCCGUGGAUAUUAUCACGAAUCAUUUUCACCAGAUGAGGAAUCCACUCUUCGAUUCUUUGUUGGAGCCUUAAAACUGGUACUGAAUUGAAACAAGAUGAAUGACAGGCACAGGGAUAUCCUUCGCCGCCAUUGGUCGACGCUUAGGAGGGACCUGGAACCGAUGAAGCUUCUACCUAAUUUGGUCAACGUGUUGGACGUCACGGAUGAACAGGAAGUAAAGGUGAAAGCUACGAGAGAGGACAGGAUUGACAAACUGUUAGACAUCCUACCGAGGAGAGGGCCUACAGCCUUUGAUGACUUCGUGAAGGCAUUGCAGGAAGUUCAGCCAUUUUUGGCUGCUCCAUUGGUUCAAGAAUCAGAAAUGGAAGAGAUUAAGACGGAACUAAAUCGUGCUCGAACACACAGUGCAAGGCUUGGAGAGGAAGUUGAUCUUAUGAGAACAAGUUUAGAAAAAGAGCAACAGAAACACAAAAAGACGCGUAAAGAACUUGAAGAACUAAAAAGCCUCCAUGAAACUCUAAUGGCAAAGGGCGAGGAAGACAAGCAAAAUAUGCAGCUGAGGGUUGAAGAGCUAGAAACCAUGAUCAACCGACUGGAGGAGGAACUGUCAACCGAACGAAGCGACAAACUUGUCUUCACAGAGGAAACAGCACGGUUGAGAAAAAUGUGCGAUCAAAUGGACGAGAAGUUACGUAGCUUUAAGGAAAGUUACGAAAAGGUCUCUCAAGAGAACAAAGAACUCGUGACAAAGUUGUCAAACUACAGAAACAAUGUUUUGAACGAAAGAGUUAACCGUGAUGCGGUGGGCUUCAUUUCACGACAUGGGGAACACGAAAUGGUUGAAAAAAUCCCGAAUGUACUGUCUACUGAUAUUCCUUUUAUCAAGGAUGAGGAUUUGGAGAUAAAACCUCGGAUACAAAAGAGCAGUGACUCCUUUUCAGCUGAACUGUUGGAUGAAACUAGGAAAGAUUUGGCGAGAGUAACGAAAGAACACGAGGAAUUGAAAGAAAAGUACGAGCACUUAGAGAGACAGCUCGAGGACACUCUGGCGAGUUUGGAAAGACAACGAAGCGCCAGUUUGCAUGAUAGAGCGACAUCACCAGGAGAACCAAUACACUUGGAGUUUGAAGAAAAUCAAGGGUGUCCGCGAUGUGAAGCACUGGAAGAAGAGAAUAACUUGUUAACAACGGAGAAAGAUUUCUACAAAGGAGAGAAAGAGAAAUUCGAGGACGAAGUUUCCAAGUUAAACAAAGAAAUAAAAGAGCUCAGAUCGGACCAAUUAAGAGAGGAAAAAAACCUUCAAAAGGAAAUACAAAGUAUGCGAGAAGAACACGAAAACUUGUCACGAGAUUUUGAAAAGGAGUUGCAAAAGAUGUUGCGUGACGUGAAUGGACAACGAGAGUCGGAAAUGAAAACGUUACACGGGCAAAACGACGAAUUGAACGAUCAGAUUAAUAAACUGAAGUCGGAAAUCCAAAAGAUAAUGGCGCAAUUAAAGAAAGAAAAAUCACAACAGGAGAAAAUUCAAGAAGAUUUUGCUAAGGUGAAAAAAAAUUUAGCACGGGAAAAGAAGAAAUUGAAGGAGACGAAGGAGGAACUAGAGACUGAGGUUAAAGCUAAGACAGACGCUUUGAAAGAACUGGAUAAGCUAAAGAAUGAACUUUGUAGCCAAGAGCACAAAAAAUGCGAAGACAUGGAGAGACUUCGCAAGGACUUCGCGGAACGUUGCAAGUGCGACUUGUUGAGAGAAGAAAUCCAACGACUGAGGAGCAUGACAGGACGUGUUUUAAACUACAGAAAGGACUUCGACAGACACGGUGUCAUCUAUGCCCUGGGAACAAAUUUCGGUACCACCCUCUGGGUAAAUCCCGGUAGCAACAGUGCCUCCCCGACAAGGAUAAUUGCCACGCGAUCCUCUGACGAGCAAGGCGUGGCCAAUGACCUGCUUGACAAUCGCAGAGGCGGUACUUUAAGUGGCACAAAGGACGAAGAUAGAUCGUGGUGGUGUGUAGAUUUGAGCGAAAAGUACGCCUUGUUUUUAACCCAUUACACUUUACGACAUGGACGGGACAACGGCAUGUCAAUUAUUCGUAACUGGCGCCUCGAAGGGUCGCUUGAUGGCCGCAGUUGGAAACUUCUGAAAAAGCACGAGAAUGAUCGCGGGCUUAAAGAACCUUUCCCAUAUUACACCGCGACCUGGUCAGUCGAUGGGGACCUGGGAGCGUUUCGGUAUUUUAGGAUUUUUCAGACGGGAAAGAAUUCAUCUGGACGAUUCAGUAUCUUUCUCUCUGGUAUUGAACUUUACGGAGUGCUCAUUGAACUAAGCAGUUGACCUGUGUUAGCUUCCCUUUACUCCAUUCUCUGUUUCUCUCAUAAUGAACGAGGUGCUCAGUCACAAUAACUUUA